UACUCUCUCCCUCCCGUUUCUUCUCGUUUUUUUUUUCCAAGAACUGCGUCGUCAAAGAAGGAUAACAAAAAAAUAUUGAUUGUGUCUGGCGGAGAAAAAAAAGGUUCGGAUCAAUCCAGAAGUUUAUCGUUUACUCCAAGAGUGAGAUUUAUCAAGACUGGAAGGAGGACUUGGAGAGUGCCACGUCAUUCAUGAAGUGAUUUAGAUUCUUGACUUGUGACUUGAAGGGGGACUAUACUUAUGAAACAGUGCACGUUGGAUCAAGCAUGAGAGAUCAACUCAACAAGUACCCUACGUUGUUUACUCGUCUGCCAACUAGGGUUAAAGCCCGGACAGUGUAACGAGGUGGUCAGUAUUGGUACACAACGUCCCAACAUUCCACGUCGUAAAUCAUGGCGGACUGGGGCUAGGCAACUUCCGGCAGCUUUUCUUCUUCAGCAGCAGCAGGCGGAAGCCGCCCAGAGAGAGGAAGCGCCGUUUGAGGAUAUCAACAUGAUCGUCCUUCAGUCCAGCCUUUGCGUAGAUAAGUGGAAACCAUUCUUUGACCAGUAUGACCCGUACAGACGAGGCGAGAUCGCCAUCGAAGACUUCAUGUUCUUACUCCGACAUCCUCAGAUCAGGGCCGAACUGGACCCUCACACCCUGACGGUGCUGGAAAUUAAGGCCGCGGACCCUCAGAGAAGUUCUGUCAGCUACCAGGAAUUUGUCAAUAUGAUGACGUACAGAAGGAAUGACAGUUUCCGACUUGCAGUAGAGAGCCGAGAUACUGACCACUGGAAGCGACCACUUUACCUCAGUGACCCAACCUACGUCACCUGCUUUCAGAAAAUGGUUCGACGUAUUGCUAGAGAAUUUCUGACCGAUGAUAUUGAUCGACAGUUUUAUGCUGACCGCUAUACCUGCUGUCCACCACCUAUGUUUAUACCAUUUAUUACAUUAUUAGAGGUUGGUUGUUUUGUUUACUACUGUACAGAAUCCAAAAUGUUUACAUUCAAUGGACCAGUGCCCGCAUCCAGCAUCUUCAUCUACAGACCAGACAAACGUCUAGAGUUGUGGAGAUUUAUAUUAUACAUGUUUCUUCAUGCAGGGUAUGUCCAUCUUCUAUUUAAUGUCAUAGUUCAAGUGUUGGUUGGGAUUCCUCUUGAAAUGGUUCAUGGUUCCUUCAGAAUUGCUUUGAUCUACUUUGCAGGAAUACUUGCAGGUUCCCUGGGUACUUCUGUUUUUGACAUGAAUGUCUACCUGGUCGGCUCAUCAGGCGGAGUCUAUGCACUACUUGCAGCACAUUUAGCUAAUGUAUUGUUGAAUUAUUCUCAUAUGGAAUUAGGUAUUUUAAAAUUGGCUGCUAUUUUUAUUGUUGCAAGUGCUGAUGUAGGCUUUGCAAUUUGGAACCGCUACACACCAAAGGAUGAAGUACCUUCUGUCGGGUACACUGCUCAUCUGACCGGUGCCCUGGCUGGGCUGACAGUUGGCCUGGCAGUCUUGAAGAACUUCCAACAGAAGCUACACCUCCAGUACAUGUGUUGGGUGGCCAUGGCUGUUUAUCUAGGCUGUGUUGGAUUUGCUAUAUUUUGGAAUGUGUUUUAUUAUUGACUUUAAACUUGCUGUGUGGAGGUGGGAGGGGGGAAGCUUUAGCUAUUUAUUUAUUGGUAAUGAUAUUGUUUUGUUGUUAUUAAAUGUGUUGAUUUUAAGAUUAUAAAGUUUUUAUUUCUGCUGGACUGCCUGGUCGUGUAAUAUGUGAGCCUACUUCAGACUGUUGUCAAAAUGGCCAAGAAGUCAAACGAAGCCCUCUGCUAAACCCUGCCAACGUGUAGGAAGUCUGGGCAAGGAAUUAUCUUUAUUUCUGAAGAGAUAUCUGAAAGUUAUAGAACAAAAAAUAUUUUAAAGUGAGUGAAUAGUUUUGUGAGGACUCAAAAGUUUUGGGACCCCCCAAAGUAUUAAUCUUUUAAGAGUAUUUUUAAUAAUAACAAUGCAUUUAUUAUCUAUGAAGAAAUUUGUCAUACAACUUGUUCAUUACAUAUAACAAGCAGAAGAUGUUGGAUUUAUUUUUUCUAUAAUCUCUGCUCGUUAUUAAAUGAAAUGCUUGCUACAUUUUAAAGAAAUAUGAUCUUAAAAAUAUAAGCUUUUUCUUUUUGUGAAUAACUACUACAUAAUAACAUUUGGAACCCAUUAUAGCAGAAUGUUAUCUAGUUGUUUAUUAUCUCAAUAUAAUUAGGAAUGACUUCUGUUGUAUGUUGAUUGCUACAUAUAUCAACUUUUGCAAGUAUUUAACAUGCUCUGUAAAUGCUGUGACCAAUGUUUUGAGUUAGGGUUAGGGUUGUUAGUUGUGGCCAAUAUGUUAAUUGUGUUGUAUAUCAAUGGAGACCAACGUGUAAAUUGGGUUGUAUAUAAAUUGUGGCCAAUGUAUUAUUUGAGAAAUGUAUCAGUUGUGGCCAAUGUGUUAGUUGGGUUGUAUAUCAGUUGUGGUCUGUGUGUGAAUUGGGUUGUACAUCAGUGUUGGCCAAUAUGUAAAUUGGUUUGUAUAUCAGUUGUGGUCUGAGUAUCAUUUGGGUUGUAUAUCAGUUGUGGUCUGUGUGUGAAUUGGGUUGUAUAUCAGCUGUGACCUGUGUGCUAAUUGGGUUGUAAAUCAGUGUUGGUCAACGUGUUAAUUGGGUUGUAUAUCAGCUGUGACCCGUGUUUUUUAUUGCUUGGCUAUUUUUGUUUUAUUAAAGCCUUUGGGCUGCAGGAAAUAAGCAUUCAAUGAAGCUAACUGAAACAUUUCUUUGGUGAACUUUAAUUUAAAAAUAAGUUCUAUUUGUAUUCAUGUAAUAAUGCAAACUAGGCAAAAAAAAUAAUUUUCAGCAUGCCUCGCCAUGAGGUUUAGUUCACAAAUAAAAUUUUUCAUAGCAAAUAAUAAUACAGAUACAUGAUACAUCAAGAUACAUUAUGACUCAAGGUAACUCAUUUGUUUGUGUGCUGUAGUAGUAAUUGGUUGCACUUUGCACUUGAAUUUCAUAUAUAUAUAUAUACUGUAUGCAUGAUACAGUCAAUUUUGUUAUAAUUGUGUGAUGUAUAUUUAUUCAACUUGUUUGAUGUGAUUUGCAUGAUGACACAGCUGUUGUUGUAAAUGUAACAGUAAUAACAUAUUCAGACUGUUUUCUCAUGGACAUGCUUGUUGAAGAUGUGUGUGUGUGUGUGUGCGUGUUUAUGUGAGAUCUAUACCUGUAUAUACUGUGUUGCUAAAUUAAGCACAUUUUAUAUUGACGUCUCUACCUAUGUUGUUUUACUAAUUUGCAUUAAAAUACCUCAUUGAUCUAC
Messenger RNA from Biomphalaria glabrata, 3294 nucleotides. RefSeq names its product rhomboid-related protein 3-like. The record is from RefSeq and is a predicted model, not a curated record. Gene Ontology annotation, molecular function: serine-type endopeptidase activity. The transcript is spliced from 11 exons. The coding region runs from base 493 to 1590 and encodes 365 amino acids. Lineage: Eukaryota; Metazoa; Mollusca; Gastropoda; Planorbidae. Gene Ontology annotation, cellular component: membrane.